AUGCCCGCUGUCGAGCCAGACGAUCCAAUGUCUGACCCAGUGCCCGUGGUCAUGCCAGUUGACUCGGAACCCACUGUCGUGCCUGAUGACGCGGUGCCCGCUGGCGAGCCAAAUGACCUGAUGCCUGGUGACCCGAUGCCCGUUGUCGUGCCUGAUGACCCGGCGCCCGCCGCUCCGCCUGGGGGCACGGCGCCCGCCGUCCCUCCUGGGGGCCCGGCGCCCCUCCUGGGGGCCCGGCGCCCGCCGCCACUCCUGGUGGCCCGGCGCCCGCCGCUCCGCCUAGUGGCCCGGCGCCCGCCACUCCGCCUGGUGGCCCGGCGCUCCGCCUGCUGAUCCGGUGUCCAGCCCGAUGUGCCUCUGCCCGGAGUCCAGCCCGAUGUGCCUCUGCCCGGAGUCCAGCCCGAUGUGCCUCUGCCCGGAGUCCAGCCCGAUGUGCCUCUGCCCGGAGUCCAGCCCGAUGUGCCGCUGCUCGGAGUCCAGCCCGAUGUGCC
Messenger RNA from Staurois parvus, 491 nucleotides. The record is from the annotation of a GenBank genome assembly. Lineage: Eukaryota; Metazoa; Chordata; Amphibia; Anura; Ranidae.